Molecule: messenger RNA, 2698 nt
Organism: Felis catus (domestic cat)
Lineage: Eukaryota; Metazoa; Chordata; Mammalia; Carnivora; Felidae
Gene: SRPK2
Product: SRSF protein kinase 2
Exons: 16
Coding region: 16-2040 (674 amino acids)
Biological process (GO): regulation of mRNA processing; protein phosphorylation; spliceosomal complex assembly
Molecular function (GO): protein kinase activity; ATP binding
Source: RefSeq, a predicted model, not a curated record
GAGGAAGCGGCGCUCAUGGGGAUGCAAGGAUGUAGAGGUGCAAAGGGGGAGAAGAGGCCGCGCGAAGAGAGGUGGUGUGAGACCCGCGGAGGCGCCGGCCAAGGAAGGGCGCAUGGAGAGGCGGGUGGCGCGACCGGCCGGGUGCUGGCCAUUCAGGCCCGAAAGCGGAGGCCGAAAAGAGAGAAACAUCCGAAAAAGCCGGAGCCUCAGCAGAAAGCUCCCUUAGUUCCGCCACCGCCGCCUCCACCACCGCCACCGCCUCUGCCAGACCCCACGCCCCCGGAGCCAGAGGAGGAGAUCCUGGGAUCAGAUGAUGAAGAGCAGGAGGACCCCGCCGACUACUGCAAAGGUGGCUACCAUCCGGUGAAAAUUGGAGACCUCUUCAAUGGCCGCUACCAUGUCAUUAGGAAGCUAGGAUGGGGACACUUCUCAACUGUCUGGCUGUGCUGGGAUAUGCAGGGGAAAAGAUUUGUUGCAAUGAAAGUUGUAAAAAGUGCCCAGCAUUAUACAGAGACAGCCUUGGAUGAAAUAAAAUUGCUCAAAUGUGUUCGAGAAAGUGAUCCCACUGACCCAAAUAAAGACAUGGUAGUACAGUUAAUUGAUGACUUCAAGAUUUCAGGCAUGAAUGGAAUACAUGUCUGCAUGGUCUUCGAAGUGCUUGGCCACCAUCUCCUCAAGUGGAUCAUCAAGUCCAACUACCAAGGCCUCCCAGUACGUUGUGUGAAGAGUAUCAUUCGACAGGUCCUUCAGGGGUUAGAUUAUCUACACAGUAAGUGCAAGAUCAUUCAUACGGACAUAAAGCCGGAGAACAUCCUGAUGUGUGUGGAUGAUGCAUAUGUGCGAAGAAUGGCAGCUGAGGCCACCGAGUGGCAGAAAGCAGGUGCUCCUCCUCCUUCGGGGUCUGCAGUGAGUACGGCUCCACAGCAAAAACCUAUAGGAAAAAUAUCUAAGAACAAAAAGAAAAAACUGAAAAAGAAGCAGAAAAGGCAGGCUGAGUUGCUGGAAAAGCGCCUGCAGGAAAUAGAAGAAUUGGAGCGAGAAGCGGAAAGGAAAAUCAUAGAAGAAAACAUCUCAUCCGCUGUACCUUCCAAUGAACAAGACGAAGAGUACCGCCCAGAGGGGAAGCUCAAAACUGCUGGCUUAGAGGACGCAGCCGAGGGCGAGCCUGCAAAUGACAAGGGUGAGGCUGAGGACCAGGAAGAGAAAGAAGACACUGAGAAAGAAAACACUGAGAAAGAUGGAGAUGAUGUGGAACCAGAACUGACGAGCACAGACCCUGCGUGGAUAGAGUCCCCCAGAACCAACGGCCAUAUUGAGAAUGGCCCGUUCUUACUGGAGCAGCAGCUGGAUGAUGAAGAUGACGAUGAAGAAGAUUGUCCCAAUCCUGAGGAAUAUAACCUUGAUGAGCCAAAUGCAGAAAGUGAUUACACAUAUAGCAGCUCCUAUGAACAAUUCAAUGGUGAAUUGCCAAAUGGACGACAUAAAAUUCCCGAGUCACAGUUUCCAGAGUUUUCCACAUCCUUGUUCUCUGGGCCCCUAGAACCUGUGGCUUGUGGUUCUGCACUUUCCGAGGGAUCCCCGCUUACCGAGCCUGAGGAAAGCAGUCCAUCCCAUGACAGAAGCCGGACGGUUUCAGCCUCCAGCACUGGAGAUUUGCCAAAAACAAAAACCCGGGCGGCCGACUUGUUGGUGAACCCCCUGGAUCCACGGAACGCAGAUAAAAUUAGAGUUAAAAUUGCCGACCUGGGAAAUGCUUGUUGGGUGCAUAAACACUUCACAGAAGACAUCCAGACGCGUCAGUAUAGAUCCAUAGAGGUUUUAAUAGGGGCAGGUUACAGCACACCUGCUGACAUUUGGAGCACAGCAUGCAUGGCAUUUGAGCUGGCAACGGGAGAUUAUUUGUUUGAACCGCAUUCUGGGGAAGACUAUUCCAGGGAUGAAGACCACAUAGCCCACAUCAUAGAGCUGCUAGGCAGUAUCCCAAGGCACUUUGCUCUAUCUGGAAAAUAUUCUCGGGAAUUCUUCAAUCGCAGAGCAUAAUCCUCUCCCAAAAGGAGAAAUUGUGCAUUCACGUUUGGGCAGUGGAGAAAGACCUGGACCUUGUUACAGCUGGGGGAUUCUGCUGAAGAAAGCUCUCAAGAAAUAAGCUUCAACCAUCUCCCAUCUGUGGAGUACGGAUUUUGUAAGAGUACCACUUCCCGGAACCCUCGGUCUCCUCCCUGCCCUCUCCUCUCCUAAUCUAAGCCCAGUCUGUGUAUUCACGGAUUUGUGAAAAGGAGUUUAAGUGGUUUUUGGAAACCAGCUAGACUUCUCUUUCCAUUUCUCAUGUUGUUCAUGGAGCCUGAAUGUUUUUGCCGUGGAGUAGAGGCAGCCUGGGGACAGGACUUUGUGAGCGUCCCUCUGUGUCCUGCUGGGUGUGUCUGAGCUCCUUAUGACGUGGGCGCGGGCUGCUGAGACCCUGUGCCCCCUGCUCUGAGAAAUGAUGUUCUCUUCUCCCCUGCACUAUUGACAUUGUGUUAAUAGCUGAUUUACUUUAGUAAAAAGGCGCCAGGAAUUUAUUUUUAAAGAACCCCUUCCCGGCACCAUAUUGUUUUGUGUGAGCAUGUUGGACCUCUUAAUUAUGUUUUUCCAGCUUGAAUUUUUUUUGGCGGUGAGAGGGAGCAGUUGCACCCCCUUUAAUAAAGAACUUUUAAAGUUG